CACACACACACACACAGCGACGGAUCAUGGCUGCUCGGCACGGCAAGCAAUUGAUUACACUACUCUCGGCACGGAUAGGUAUUGUACAGAUACACGCUUGAAAGGAACACCAAGAAACGCUGUGGCUGGCCAGACUUAGUUGCCUAGUCCCCGGGAUUGAGCUCUGCCACCAUGGACUACGUGAGGACAUUUCUUCUGUCUGCCAGUCGGCCCACCUUACUUCCACUUCAACUUGAGUCGUGUCCCUUUUCCCGGGAAACCGUCCGUCCUCCUUGCAUAUAUAUCUUGCGAAGUUGGUCAAUCGCUUGCUCGCUCGCUCGCUCGCUCUCAGUAAGCAUCGGCUGCAACUGUCCUAUUCCCAUCGUCGUGUUCCCAGUGUUCGGCCUGCGAAGCAACCAAGAAAGAGAGAAAGAAGGAAGGAAAGAAAAAGGCUGGGGAAAACAUAGCACUGACUACUACUACUACUACUACUACGUACGACUAAACGGCAUACAUUCUCACACUGGCCGCCCAUUCAAACGUCCCAUUCCAUCUCAUCCCUCUUCAUCCGCCAUCGUAAGCUAUUCCUGUUACCUACCUAUAUCCAUUCAUCUACCCAUACGUCGUCGUCCCCCCGCCCCCCUGCAUUGCGCUUCUUUUUACCUUGCCCAAACGGAGGGAGGGUUUUCUCUCAUUCCUUCUUCCCCUCCUCUCAAACAUCUCGUCUCAUGUCAACCCAUAACAUUACCCCCGUCGCCUCGUCUUUUCUUGCGAGAGCAUGCAAAGGGGAAGAGGAAUAAAAAAACAUGCACCUUUCUUUUCUUUCUUGUUCUGUCCUAUCCGUAUUUCCCGCCCCAAAACCAAAAACUUGCAAACCCCUCCCCAAUCAUUGGUGAGAGAGGACGAGAUUACACACAGGGCGUACACCGCACACGCCUCACACACGCACAUACUCCGUACAUACACACACACACACACACACACACACACACACACACCGCAACAUUACCCACGGUCGUCGCGUCGCAGAGUCUUGCUCUUUUCCUGUAUGCUACUACACUAAACUCAUUCUCCUCCCCCGCGCCCGACAUCGUCAUCCUUGCCCGUUACACAAAGACCGCCGUCACAACCAAUCCAAUCCUGUUUCCGUCGUUGGGUGCGUGCUGGGAGCGAGACAUACCUACCAAUACCAGCCUGUGUGCCAAAGCCAAUUCCCACUCUUUCCAUUCGGCGUCCAGAAAAACCUCUGAGCUGGGAUACCGUCGCAACCGUCGUAGCCGUUGCGGCCGCCUCUUCUCUUGCCUCCCUCUUGCUGUGGCUUGCCUUGCGCCCACCGCUCACUCACUCACUCACUCACCCUCUCACUAGUUCUCCCUCCCACUCUCAGUCAAACCCCCCCCCCCCCUCCC
Molecule: messenger RNA, 1388 nt
Organism: Colletotrichum navitas
Lineage: Eukaryota; Fungi; Ascomycota; Sordariomycetes; Glomerellales; Glomerellaceae
Exons: 1
Coding region: 172-1347 (391 amino acids)
Source: RefSeq, a predicted model, not a curated record